UGGGACCAGAGAACUUGCAGUCUGAACCUGGGUUCAAUUCGACAUUGAUACUAAGUUCGAAGCAGCAACAGGACAUUGUGCUGAUAUUGACGCUGGUGUCGCUAGGGGCUCUUUUAUUCACAUCCACACGUUCAAGAGGAUCCGGGACGGGGGGACCAGACAAAAGAAAAAGAACUUGGUGAAGCGCGAGCAAAACUCCUGGAAUGCGCGCGGCCCGUUCAUUUGCCAAACACUAUCACAUUGCUCCAAUUGGAAUGGUUCGAUAAUGGCGUCCGAGUCAUUGACGAAGGGUUGUCGCCGUCCAGAGUGUAAACACCCUGGACCUGCCUGUCCACCGAGUAGGAACAGAGUCCCGUUACUUCAACAUCCCCACUCUCAUUUGCUCGUGCAGCGACAAGACUAUAAUGCGGCGCUUUCAUCCCUGGAACAAUAAGGAAGGGAUGGCCGGAAGAAGAGAAGGCACUCGGGACAAAUUGACUGAAGGAGUGUUUAGCUAUCAGUGCAAAAGCGAAACCAGCAAGAGAGGCGAAUCAAUAUCGGUUGGUCGGAACUAUCCGCCCGCUACGAGGAUCCAGAUCGUUAACCAUGAUAAGGAUGUAUUCAUACCCAUCAAGAAUCAUUGCGCAAUUCAAGUACUCGAAACAGAGAUCCAAUACCCCCAGUCCGAGCUUCUUUUCCAACAAAUGCUAGUCCCCUGCCCUGUAGCUCUCGUUCCGCGCUGGGAGCAGGGACCUUUCGGUAAAGGUCUCUAUAACCACGUCAAAUUCGGACUCAGACACGGGCAAUCAGUAGAAGCACGAGCCCACGCCAAGUUCAACGUGCAAACCAGAAACAGAACGGCUAGGCACGAGCCUACCCGUCCAGAAACCGAGCCGGAGGGGGUAGUCAAAGGCGAUGGGGACAGCCCCACUCUAAUUCCCGUUAAUGACUAUCUCCGAUCUGUUAAGAAGUGUAGCUCGAGUCGGGGUUCGGCCUGCCUGAAACAUCGAUGCAAUAGACACGAUAGUUGGUCCAUCCAAAGUAAUACAUACCCAUGUAAAUGGAGAAAACAAGGGCCGGGAAGUAAGGGGUUUAUGCUGGGGACCCAUUGACAGGAAUCCAAGGCAAGGCGACAGCCUCGAUAAAC
Cantharellus anzutake is the source of this 1126-nucleotide messenger RNA. RefSeq lists its product as uncharacterized. The coding region runs from base 405 to 1091 and encodes 228 amino acids. NCBI's taxonomy places the organism in Eukaryota, Fungi, Basidiomycota, Agaricomycetes, Cantharellales, Hydnaceae. The record is from RefSeq and is a predicted model, not a curated record. The transcript has a single exon.